This is a messenger RNA of Colletotrichum orchidophilum, 648 nucleotides long. RefSeq lists its product as uncharacterized. NCBI's taxonomy places the organism in Eukaryota, Fungi, Ascomycota, Sordariomycetes, Glomerellales, Glomerellaceae. The transcript has a single exon. Bases 1 to 648 code for a protein of 215 amino acids. The record is from RefSeq and is a predicted model, not a curated record.
AUGGGAUGGGAUCCUUACCUUAUUUCUCCCAUGUUCCCGUAUUUGACGCCCCCGUUCCCUAACCCCCCCUUGGCCGCCUGGUGGGGGAGCAUGUCACAGUCGGAGCUGAUUGAGCAUGGAGGCAAUACAACCCCACACAGGGCUAUGUCUUCUUCUGUCACUAGCAGGCCAGGCCGUUUGCACGGAGCGCUCGUUACUAGUUACGAAGCACAAUGGCACGAGUCGAUCCCAGUGCUUGUAAUGCGUAGCGGGCCAUCAUGGCACAUCUUCGGCGGCGCCUUCGACGUUGAGAAAGCCAUGAACUAUGAUAAAACCUUCGAGGGAGGGGGUUUAUCGAGGCUUGCGACCGCUUACAUCGGAACAAAGAAAGCAUCAUGCGACAUAACUCUAAAGUCUGUUUUCAUUCUCGUUGCUACGGUCGGGAGCCUCAUCUUGACUCAGUCGCAAGCCCGGGCUUCGGAUCCGGUCAGUAGCUUUCUUGAUGGACCGACUCGCUCUGAUCAACGCUCGCCAGCCCGAUACAAGAUAAACGGAUUCUUCGUGCGACGGCGCCGUCACCCCGUGGCAUCAAGGUACAACAAAGAGGCGACGCUGCCUCCGAGGCUCCAAUUGACUAGCUUGUUUAGCGGCCUGGUCAUCAGCUCUUGA